AUGUUUGUCAGAAUCGCGAUUCGAAUCGUAGAAUCAUACGAUUUUACGAUUCAUGAGGGGGUCAUCGAUUCCGAUUGCAGGGGUUACAUAGCGGCGGAUACGUUCUCGGGUUGCACGGCUACUCUGAGCUUCGAUCGGGGGCAGGGCAGGACCGAUCUGAUUCUUACUGAUUAUGUUCAUCCUCGUGAUCAUGCCGUCUUCAGCUUUAGCCUUUCGUCUCAUGGCCAAGAAAUGCUUGGAGGUCAUGAGCCCCAGCUACAUCCCAAUUAUUCUUUUCCUAAGCCUUUCGUCUCUGGACAAACAACUAAUGAUAGCAAUAAGGCCCCUAAAGAUGCUGAUGUUGAUGAAGAAAACAAGAAGAAGAAGACACGUCACAUAGAGAUUGAGCGGCAGAGAAGGAAAGAAAUGAAUACCCUUUAUGCUUCGCUUCGAUCUUUGCUGCCUGCCCAGAUCCUUAAGGGAAAGAGGGCGGCAUCAGAUCAGCUGAACGUGGCCCUGGAUUACAUAAAUCAUAUCCAAAGGAACAUCAAAAAACUCGAAGCUGAGAGAGCUAGAUUGAAAAAGAAAGGUCUUGAUAAAAUGUGGUAUUUCCUCCAGCCAUCUUCCGCUAUGUGA
Molecule: messenger RNA, 615 nt
Organism: Punica granatum (pomegranate)
Lineage: Eukaryota; Viridiplantae; Streptophyta; Magnoliopsida; Myrtales; Lythraceae
Source: RefSeq, a predicted model, not a curated record